AUGCCCGUGAGUAUCGAAACUAUCAAGGAAGGUGACGGGGUAACCCAUCCAAAAUCUGGUCAGAAGGUUCAGUGUCAUUAUGUCCUUACUCUUGAGGAUGGCAAGGAGAUCGAUAGUUCUCGGUCUCGCGGGAAGCCUUUUGAAUUCAAAAUCGGAAAAGGAGAAGUCAUUAAAGGAUGGGAUGAGGGAGUUGCCAGAAUGAGCGUUGGACAGCGAGCGAAGUUGACUAUUACACCGGAUCUUGGUUAUGGAAGCCGUGGAGUACCUGGCGCUAUACCGGCCAACGCCACUCUAAUCUUUGAUGUUGAACUCCUUGCUGUAAAAUGA
Messenger RNA from Enterobius vermicularis (human pinworm), 327 nucleotides. The record is from the annotation of a GenBank genome assembly. Lineage: Eukaryota; Metazoa; Nematoda; Chromadorea; Rhabditida; Oxyuridae.